GUCAGGCGCGACACCUCAACGUCACAACGCAGUCGGCGACGCCAGCCAGGUUGAUGCCAACCAUACGCGAGAAUUGGGUUCAUCAUUGAUUCACGGUAGACGCUCCGCAUACGAGGCGGGGAGAAGGAACAAGCAAUGGCCGAAAGGACCAGCUCAGACGCUCCCGGGGCUGGCACGCCCGCGCCGUCGUCACCAACAGCACCCAGCACGGUCAACAAGUUCCAAAACGCCAUCUCACAAUGGAGGAGCCUUGACUUCACGACCCUCGUCUCGAACCUCGACAACACGGCAUCCGAGAUUGUGGCCUUUCAGCGAGACUCGACUGUGCAGAGGAAGGACUUGGCGCAGAAGACCAAGGACUUCAGGAAACUAGACGAUGCCAGCAAGCUCUCUGAGAUCAAAGGCUUACUCAAGGCCUACCAGACCUUUAUCGACCUCCUGACAACGCACUCCAAGUCGGUCAGCUCGGCCUUCCUGCAGACUUACACCUCGCUCUCCGAGGCGCCGGAUCCAUACCCGUUACUCGAGGCCUCGGUGGAUUCGAUGCUCGUCUCGGAGGACACGCUACCGAAACUUACUCGGGAGAAUCAACAUCUGCAGGACACCGUCUCGCGCUUGACGGCCCAGCUGGAAGAUACAGAAUCACGACUACAGGCAGAACGCGAUACGAGGCAGAAGCUGGAAGAGACCCUCGAGAGCCGGGUGAAGGAGGUGGAGGAGUCGUGGACCGCCGUGGUAGAGGAGAAGAAGGACAACUGGGAGGCCAAGGAGAAGGCUUUGGAGGAAAAGAUCGAGAAUCAGGAACGUCUGCUUAACGAGCUAAAGGCCAGCUACGAGGUCAACCAACGGCUAGGGAAAUCCGACAACGCCGAGGAGGGCCGGGGCCAGGUGACGAGCGCUGAGCUGGAGAUGGUGCAGUCGGACCUGGAGCGGACGAGCGCUCGCCUUGCCGAGGUUGAAGCUCGGAACGAGCAACUGCGUCUGGAUUUGGCACAGGCCAAGUCACAGCUACCGACUCAAGCCGCGGCGAACCUGGAAGACGAGCCUGCCUACAUGCGGAUAAGGUCCGAGAACUCUUCGCUCAUCCGGAAGCUGGACGCGGCAAGGGUGGAACGAGAGAGUCUGAAGAGGGACUUGGACGCCAAGCUUCGGGGACUCGAGAGAGAGGUCGGGCUGCUCAAAGAAGAGAGGGACGGCCUCAAGGCCAAGGUGCAGAAGUGGAGCGACUACGACGACGUGAAACAGGAACUCGAGGUCCUCAAGAGCAUCGAAUUCUCGACCGGCGACGAUGACGAAACGCGAGACGUCCCCGAGGACGUCCACGGCUCCGCAGCCACGGGCAAGGGGGACACACUGGAGCAGCUGCUCUUGGCCCGGAACAAGAAGCUGAGCGAGGAGCUCACCAUCCUGCGCGUGUCGCACCAAGACCUGCAGAGCAGGCUGCAGAACCUUCAGGAGGAGCUCUCCCGGACCAACGCGGAGCUCGAAAGGUCGCAGAACCUCAACGAGAAGCUCGAGAACGAGCUCUCGAGCGUCCAGGCAGAGACGGCCAACGUCUUCUCCUCGGGCGCCUCGGUAGCAGGCACCUACGUCAGCCGCUACGCGCCCUCGGCCGCACCGGGCCGCAAGGCGGGGCGGACAUCUCCCACCUCGUCCAUCAUCAGCGGCUUCAACCCGCGCGACUCGGACGAGCGAGGGCCCCUGGGCGGCGGGUCGGGCAUCCUACCCAUGAUCACGGCCCAGCGCGACCGGUUCAAGAAGCGCAACGCGCAGCUCGAGCAGGAGCUCUCCGAGACGCACCGCACCGUCUCCCAGCUGCGGCAGGAGAUCGCCGCGCUCCAGCGCGACAACCUCAACCUCUACGAAAAGACCCGCUACGUGUCCACCUACAACCGCGGCGCCGCGGCGACGACCUCGUCCUCGUCCGCCUACGCCGUCAACCCCAACCCCUCGAGCGUCUCCAUCGUCUCCUCCUCCCCCUCCCCCGCCACCGGUUCCGGAGGAGGGGGCGGCGGCUCUUCGGCGUCCCUGGACCGGUACCGCAAGGCGUACGAGUCCAACCUGUCGCCGUUUGCGCAGUUCCGCGGCCGCGAGUCGGCCCGCGCAUACAAGCGCAUGAGCCUGCCCGAGCGCCUCGUCUACUCGGUCACGCGCAUGGUGCUGGCCUCGCGCACGAGCCGCAACCUGUUUGCCCUCUACUGCCUCGCCCUGCACCUGCUCGUCUUCUUCUCCCUCUUUUGGACGGGCACCGGCGAUGCCGACCGGCUGGCGCUGGUCGGUACCACCGUCGGCGCCCCCGGCACGGGACCCGCGGCGGCUAUGGCCAAGCAUGCCCCGCCGUUGGAUGGCGUUUGAGUGGGAG
Molecule: messenger RNA, 2362 nt
Organism: Thermothelomyces thermophilus ATCC 42464
Lineage: Eukaryota; Fungi; Ascomycota; Sordariomycetes; Sordariales; Chaetomiaceae
Exons: 3
Coding region: 136-2355 (739 amino acids)
Biological process (GO): intra-Golgi vesicle-mediated transport
Cellular component (GO): Golgi membrane
Source: RefSeq, a predicted model, not a curated record